AUGCAAAUCCUCUGUUCGCUUGAAAAUACCGUCGUUGUGACUUCGCUCCCGACGAUUGUUAAGCAUUUGGAACUGGGAAGUAGUUAUAUAUGGGUUACCAAUAUAUCUUAUCUUACUGCCGCAGUCACCCAACCUCUAACCGGUCAACUAGCCGAUCUUUUCGGUAGAAGACACAUCGCGCUCCUCUUCGUCACGUUGUAUACACUCGGAAGCGGUAUCUGCGGAGGUGCAAAUGCAUCCGCAAUGUUGAUCGCUGGUCGUGCAAUACAAAGCGCGGGAAGCGGAGGUAUGACUGCGAUUAUGGGAUUAUGA
Messenger RNA from Botrytis fragariae, 312 nucleotides. RefSeq names its product putative macrolide phosphotransferase protein. The transcript has 2 exons. Gene Ontology annotation, molecular function: transmembrane transporter activity. Gene Ontology annotation, biological process: transmembrane transport. The record is from RefSeq and is a predicted model, not a curated record. Lineage: Eukaryota; Fungi; Ascomycota; Leotiomycetes; Helotiales; Sclerotiniaceae. The coding region runs from base 1 to 312 and encodes 103 amino acids.